GCAGUAUUUUCAUCCAGCAAGCAAUUCAGCACGAAAACAAGCACCGUGUGUCGCUGGCUUUAUAUUUAACACGUGUGUGCAUAUAAAGGAGUUCGUCGUUCUGUUUCUGUAAAGAUCCAAGAUGGCUCGUGGUCCAAAGAAACAUCUCAAGCGUCUCAAUGCACCUAAGGCAUGGAUGUUGGAUAAACUGGGGGGUGUAUAUGCUCCUCGUCCAUCCACUGGUCCUCACAAACUCAGAGAGUCUCUUCCUUUGGUUAUUUUUCUCCGCAAUAGGUUAAAAUAUGCUUUAACCAACUGUGAAGUUACUAAAAUCAUGAUGCAGCGAUUGAUCAAAGUUGAUGGAAAAGUUCGUACUGAUUCCAAUUAUCCUGCUGGUUUUAUGGAUGUUAUCACUAUUGAAAAGACUGGCGAAUUUUUCCGAUUGAUCUAUGAUGUGAAGGGUCGUUUUACUACACAUCGUAUUACUGCGGAAGAAGCCAAGUAUAAAUUGUGCAAAGUGAAGCGCGUUCAAACUGGCCCUAAGGGUAUUCCCUUCUUAGUAACGCACGAUGGUAGGACUAUUCGUUAUCCUGACCCGGUCAUAAAAGUCAACGAUACUAUUCAUCUGGAUAUUGCCACUGGCAAGAUUUUAGAUUCUAUCAGAUUUGAUUCUGGUAAUUUGUGCAUGAUUACUUCUGGAAGAAACUUGGGUCGUGUUGGUACCGUCGUCAACCGCGAACGUCAUCCUGGUUCUUUUGAUAUCUGUCACGUGAAGGAUGCACAAGGACACACCUUUGCCACAAGGUUGAAUAACGUCUUCAUCAUUGGUAAGGGAACAAAGGCUUACGUAAGUUUACCAAGGGAUAAGGGUGUGAAGCUAUCAAUUGCCGAAGAACGUGACAGAAGAUUAGCAGCGAAAGGAGUGAAUUAAAUGAGACAUAAGUAUAAUUUAUAUAUAAUGUGAGAUAUAUUUACAAAAAAGAAUAAACCGCGAGGUUGUCUAAGUAAUCUUUA
Harpegnathos saltator (Jerdon's jumping ant) is the source of this 993-nucleotide messenger RNA. RefSeq names its product ribosomal protein S4 (gene RpS4). Lineage: Eukaryota; Metazoa; Arthropoda; Insecta; Hymenoptera; Formicidae. Bases 122 to 910 code for a protein of 262 amino acids. Gene Ontology annotation, molecular function: RNA binding; structural constituent of ribosome. The record is from RefSeq and is a predicted model, not a curated record. Gene Ontology annotation, biological process: translation. The transcript has 6 exons. Gene Ontology annotation, cellular component: cytosolic small ribosomal subunit; ribosome.